Molecule: messenger RNA, 1941 nt
Organism: Cuscuta epithymum
Lineage: Eukaryota; Viridiplantae; Streptophyta; Magnoliopsida; Solanales; Convolvulaceae
Source: the annotation of a GenBank genome assembly
GUGGAAUACAACAUUUGACUCUUUGAUAGGGAUAAUCUACAGCACAAAUUACGCCAAAGUUUGACAUCAUAUACAACAUUUUUUUUAUUAUUAUCGGAAAAUGUACUAUCUCCAUUUUUAAAUACUCCAUAUGUGCAAUUUGUUUUUUGGAAAAUAUGUCCAAUUUGUUAAAUUUUUCGCUAUUCAAACUCUGUUUUUUAUUUUUAUUUUUAUUUUUUAUUAACAAAAAUGAAAUAUAUCAAUGACAAUGAUAAAAAAUGUACAUUGUUUGGGGUAAGUAUGUUCUUAAGCACGGAAACAUUCGUCCCGCCGUACGUAAUUGAGUCCCAACAUUUGAAAGUGGACCACAAAUCAAGCCAGUUGUGCCCCUCGCAAAGGCUCUCUUUAUAAGCUGACUAAACUCCCCCAUCAUCUUACCCGCAAGUAAUUAAAACUCUAAUACUGGCAAUGGGCUUAUCCAUACAUUUACUGCCCCUAAUUGCCUUCCUCUUUGUCUCCGCCUUCGCUCACAGCCCUUACUUGCCACAAGAACAUCAUUCCCCUAUUCCUCCCAUCAUUGUUUCCACCUGCAAGGCGUCACGUGAUCCAACAACAUGCCAACAUGUGAUCAACCAAUCGGGUCACGUGUCGCCUGGAUCAACUGUUCGCCAAGUCAUCCUGUCGUUGCUCCACCUCACCCUCCAUAAUCUCCACACUGCGGAAGUGCAGCUAAAGAACAUUAAGCACGGGUCAAACAUGACCCGUGCCAUAGCUGCAAAUAAUUCUCUGGAGCCAAUAGACUACUCGAGGUACCGGGUCGGCAUGACAGUCAGACACGGCCUCUCAGCCAGCAGUUCUAAGCUGAAGGACAGCCGUGCAUGGCUGAGCGCCGCCCUGUCGUCCCAGUAUGACGGAUUGGGCGGCUUGAGAAAAGUGAACGACUCGAAAGACGCGAUUGAUGCUAUGGCAUUUAUGAAUAACGCCUUGAUCGCGACGACCAGCACCGCACUGAGCAUGCUUGCGAAUUACGAUUUCCAUGGCGAAAAAACAUGGUUGUGGGGCCCAAUAUAUACGGAACGCGACGGGUUCUGGGAGCCGGCCGACAAGAAGAAGUGGUCGGAUUUCAAAGACGGUGGCGGGCGCAAGAUCCUAGCUUAUAACGUGACGGUGUGCAAAACCGGUGGAUGCGACUACCGGAGGGUGCAGGACGCGGUGGAUCCGGCGCCGGAGUCUAAGCCGGCCGAGAGAUUCGUGAUCUGGAUCAAAGCUGGAGUUUACAACGAGACUGUGCGGGUGUCGCUGUACAAGUACAACGUUGUUUUCGUCGGAGACGGGAUGGGCAAAACGGUAAUUACGGGAUGUUUGAAUGCCGGUCAGCCCGGAAUGGGAAUCUUUCACACUGCCACCGUUGGUGUGCUCGGAGACGGGUUCACGGCGACCAAUAUCACAUUUGAGAACACCGCCGUCGGGUAUCAGGCGGUAGCUUUCCGAUCCGACGCUGACCGGACCGUCAUGGAACACUGCGAAUUCCGGGGAAACCAGGACACCCUUUACGCCAAAUCCCUCCGCCAAUACUACAAAUCGUGCCACAUCCGGGGCAACGUUGACUUCAUAUUCGGCAACGCCGCCGCAUUCUUCCAGGACUGCAAGAUCCUGAUUGCUCCGAGGCCGGCCCAGCCGGAGGCAGGGGAGGAUAACACGAUCACGGCCCAGGGCAGGCUGGAGCCAGGCCAGUCAACGGGGUUCGUCUUCCACAAAUGCUCCAUCAACGGGACAGAGAAAUACAUGAAGAUUUACCUGAAAAACAGAGACGUGCACAAUAAUUUCCUGGGGCGGCCAUGGAAGGAGCACUCAAGGACUGUGUUCAUAAGGUGUAACUAUGGGGGCUUGAUUUCGAAGAAGGGAUGGAUGGUGUGGGAUGGAGAGUUCGCAUUGAAAACGUUAUAUUACGGGGAAUUGGAG